AGGCCAUUGUGUUGUCAGUUUUGUGAGUAACCCAAGGAUUGUGUCGCUCGUUUUCCAUCAUAAUUCUCGUUGGCAGCAAAGUAUAACGUGUCUACAGACAUGGCGCCGGGCAGUCUGGAUGUGGAGUCGCAGCUUUUGUCCAUAAUGGACGUGCUGGUGAAAGCGGCGGUGGCGGAAAUCAGUCAGCUUUUCUCGCUGAGCUCGGCGUCUCUCCGCCUGAAUCUAACCCAGAGCCUGAAGGAAAACGAAGCCCUGAGGAUGAGGAUGAAGGUGAUGAGGAGCGAGCUCUUCUCUCUCAAGCUGCAGACCAGGACCAACCGACCGGUGAGCCGCUUUUCCCCGAUCAGAGGAAGUACACCCAAACCACGGGCUAAACCCCAAGUUGUCAUUAAGGCACCAGUGGCUGAAAAGACGGGUGGCGAAGCUGCUUCUAUUUCUCUACAAUCGGAAAACAAGACUUCCACCACUGCCUCUCAAGUAAAGUUUGCAAACAUGGAGAUCCCAGAUAUCAUCCUGAUCAAAGAUGAAGAUGACGUUGGAGGAUGUGGGCCAGUUGUAGGUCAGAAUGACUUUGUCAGCUCCAGUAUGCAGGGUGAUGUUUCUACAGGGACUCCGAAUUUAGAGUCCUGCCUGACUAGUGAUAAUAAGGAGCUGAGAAUUGUGAGUGUUCACGGACGAGGGGAAGGACCUCUGCAGGAGGAGCGCGACACUCUCUUCACUGUCUCUGAACUCCAGGCUUUUAGCUCUCUGUCUCCUGACCAUAACGCCAUCCAUGGCAGUCUCCAGAAUUUCACCACUGGUGCUAAUGACAGAGCCCCGAUGAGAAGAAUGGAGGAUAACAGAAACGGCCAACUGGAACAAAAUCAUUCCAACAAAAUAGCUUCAACAGCAUUUAAUCCUGCCAUAAAUACACAAAUAGGAGUUGAUGGUCAAGUGGGGCACCCUAGUCUUGUCAGCCAAUUUGCCCAGCAGCAGAAUGUCUUCCCUCACGGUGUCAAUAAAUCUCUGGACUGCAGCUUCUGUGGCGAGCACUUCCUCAGCCGUGAAGACCUGAUUGUUCACAGGGCCAGUCACACCGGAGAAUCGCCCGUUCUUUGUAACUUUUGCGGUAAGUCGUUCAUCAAUAAGAAUACACUGAGCAUCCACAUGCGCAUUCACACUGGGGAGAAGCCGUAUGCUUGUACGCAAUGUGGGAAACGCUUCACGCAGAACGGCAGCCUGAAGAUCCACCUGAGGACCCACUCUGGAGAGAAGCCGUACACUUGCAAUCAGUGCACUGCGAGCUUCAACAACCCCAGCAACCUGCGCAGGCACAUGACCACACACAACCCUAAUGGAGUGCUCUGACCAUUAAAGAUACAAAGUUUGAAGAUUAAUGCAAAGAUUUUACAUUUUUAAGCAUGUUACUUUAAUACUGACACUUGUGUCACACUGUGUAUUUGGGGAAUGUGUGUUUCCUCCAGUAGCUUAUGUUCUUGUGUUUCUAGUUUUGGUACUGCACAGGAAACUUGUCAUGCUUCAAAUGUACUUGACAAAAUACUAGUACACCGGCGUACAUAUAUUGACAACAUUCCAGUAAAAUCAAUAGAUUGUGGAUAGACUAGAGAAGCCCUGCAAUAAGAAAACAUAAUUUUUUUAAAUAAAAAUGCCUUUUUGUUUAACCUUUGCUUUUUUAUACUGGCUGAAAAGCAGACACACGAAUGCCUUAUUCAUCAUUCAAGGAAAAUAUGCAAUACCUAAUUUAAUUCUGGGAAAAGGACCAUGACACAACCACAACUGUAGCUCAAUGCUAGAUGAGUAAUUGUUCAAUUUGUAAAUUUGGCUCAUUAUUAAACCUUCUUAGUUGCUAUCUAUUUUUUUUUUUUUGGGGGGGGCAUUUUCUAGGCCUUUAUUUGUAUAGGACAGUUGAAGACUUUAAAGGGGAGAGAGGGGGAACGACAUGCAGCAAAGGGGCGCAGGGCGGAGUCGAACCUGUGGUUACUGCGUAGAGAAGUAAACCUCUGUAUAUGGGCGCCCGCUGUACGAGGUGCGAUACCCAGGCGCACCUCAAUUGCUAUCUUGACUGAUCUGACGCCAUGAAAGCUUGGAGAAAACCUUUUGCAGGUCAGAGAGGGACUGGGAUUGCUAAGUGUGCCAACGAUGCAGAUCUGGAAGCUAAAAUGGCCAGAAUCAUGAACAGUGACAUUGAAAUAAAGAAUAAACAUACAAUUAUUGAUAAUUGAUAUGGAUAAAAAUCAAUUGUGUUAUAUGACAAUAAUAUUGUGAUAAAGUAAAUACUCAAGAAACUGUCAAUCUUAAACACUAUUUAAGGCCUGACAAAUUAAGGUAGGGCUGCUCAAUUAUGGAAGAAAAUCCUAAUUACAAUUAUUUUGGUCAAUAUUGAAAUCACCUUUAUUUCACAUGACGUAUUACCUUUUGGAAAGAUAUUGCGUUUAUUGAAAUGAAUACAAAUAACUAGUUAAACAGAUCAACGGUGAAAACUACAUAAGUGUACUUGCUAAAUGUGCAAAAUUGUUUGUUUUUUUGAUUACAUUUUUUUUGUGAUCUUUUGGAGCCAACAUCAAAAUU
Etheostoma spectabile (orangethroat darter) is the source of this 2568-nucleotide messenger RNA. RefSeq names its product zinc finger protein with KRAB and SCAN domains 1. Gene Ontology annotation, cellular component: nucleus. The record is from RefSeq and is a predicted model, not a curated record. The transcript has 4 exons. The coding region runs from base 100 to 1347 and encodes 415 amino acids. NCBI's taxonomy places the organism in Eukaryota, Metazoa, Chordata, Actinopteri, Perciformes, Percidae. Gene Ontology annotation, biological process: regulation of gene expression.